Messenger RNA from Phanerochaete carnosa HHB-10118-sp, 1538 nucleotides. RefSeq lists its product as uncharacterized. The transcript has a single exon. The record is from RefSeq and is a predicted model, not a curated record. NCBI's taxonomy places the organism in Eukaryota, Fungi, Basidiomycota, Agaricomycetes, Polyporales, Phanerochaetaceae. The annotation marks the transcript as partial.
CAGUAACUUCACCCUUACCUUCCUUCCUCUUGUAACAUAUACUCAAAGGCACGUUCAUCCCUGUCUGCACCGAUAAAUGCUAGGGCAGAAUCUCAAGCAAUCGUGGCACCGAGGCUUGACAGUCUCCUAUAGUUAAUGUGGCGAAACCUGUAGGUGUCCAACCUUAUUAGUCAUCGUCAAGGACACGUUGACCGGGCUCGGACUCAGAGCGUCUGAUCUGCGGACCUUGCUGCUUUACAGCAUGCAGGGAUGCCGAAAGGCAUCUGAUCCAUCUGAAUAACGAAACUGAGAGAGCGAUGGGUAAUCCCACAUAGAACUCAUCACUUGAAGAAAUCUUACGGUUUGCGCUACUCGCAUACACAGCCAAGGUUCUUGAUUAUAACAGGCACCGCCUUACUUGGGUGAGCUCCAUCACUUGCGACGGGCAAAACUGUAUUAAACGCAUACAGAUCGUCGCAUCCUGCCUUCAGGCACCACAGAUUAUAGUUCUAGGGUGAGUCGGCCGAAGCGCCAUGAACGGCUGCCACUUUGAAAAAGCUUGCGGCGGCGCCGUGCAAUAUGGAAUGCUUCCUGCUUUCCAGACCCGGACUCUGUAAAUAAGCCGUGACCCUGUGCAGUUGUAUCUCGAGAUGACGGACCUUGUGUAGGGCGUAGUGUCAGAGGCUUACGACCUCUUGCUGGACGGUUACGUCUUGCCACUACCCAUGUUGGCUCGGCCAGGGAACGAGCCAGUAACGCCGGCUCGUAGAUGGUUACUAGGACUGCAAAUGCUUAGCGAUGCGGCAUGGCGGCUUAUGGCGGUGCCUUGGAGAUUGCCCGGAGAGCUCUGUCUCAACACAGGUGUCAUACAUAUCCUGUGUGUCUCUUCCAACGUAAUGCCACACGAUGCGCAAUGCUCUCAUUGGCUGAAAGCAUCCAAUCCUGGGUGUGUCCGCACCAUUCCCCCGCGUCUUCGGAGGCUCCGUCAGCAUUUGUCAGAUGAUCACUUAUUCAACAACGCUCGUAUCACAGCGAGAACGUCAGCGCGAGAUGGGGACGUACAGAUUGCCUGGCUGAACGUACGGCGAUGCUGUGCCCGCAUCAGGCCGCAUUGUGCUACGCGUCGACUCCGCUCCAGUGAAGGUGACAUCGGGAGGGGGCUAUGGCUGAAUGAUUCUUGAGGUUGCGAAGCGGCUAGCGGACCAGGGUCCAAGAGAGUUAGCCUUCAGAGGAACAAAGGUGUGUGGAUUGGAUUACGCCGUCGACGGUCUGGAUCCAGCUCUGAGAGCCUUUCGAUAUGAAUUCCGUUGGGAGAGCUUAUUGACCCGACAAAUUUCCAAGAGGAUGAAUUUUAGGGUUGUACCUCUCUGUCGCUCAUAUGUCUAGUAUGCGAUCUCUCCGCAGAUUUGCCAGUUUCCCGGUUAUUUUUAUAACAAGAAACCCGUAUUAUCAACGGCACGGCUAGUUGUCUGACUGCGGAUGAUGGUCGCAUGGGGGCUUCCUAGACAGCAGCCAGGUGCCAUACGGGGGCACACGCCCUGCGGAGGUCCCAGAUAUAA